AUGUCGUCCCUCUUUCAUGUCAUUAUCCUUGCUCUGGGUCUCAGCAGUAGCAGUAGCAGCAGCAGCAGCAGCAGUGGCUCAAUCUGGCAACCCCAAGUAGCCGCAAGCUGGCAGAUCAUCCUCACGGACCCGAUCGACGUAAGCAGCCUCGAUAGCACGACGGAGAUCUACGACAUCGACCUCUGGAUCAAUGACGCGGCGACGAUUUCCGCCCUCCACGCCGCCAACCGUAAGGUAAUCUGCUACUUCUCAGCGGGCAGCUACGAGAACUACCGACCGGACAAGGACGCCUUCCAGCCCAGCGAUCUAGGUAGGGUGCUCGACGGCUGGCCGGACGAGCAAUGGCUGGACCUGCGCUCGGACAACGUCCGGCAGGUCAUCGCGACCCGCCUGGACCAAGCAAAGCAGAAAGGCUGCGACGGCGUCGACCCAGACAACGUGGACGGCUACGACAACGACAACGGGCUGGGGCUGACGCAGGCGGAUUCCGUUGAUUUUGUGAACUGGCUCGCCGCCGAGGCCCGCUCCCGCGGCCUCUCCAUCGGCCUUAAGAACGCCGGCUCCAUCAUCCCCCAGGUGAUUGAAAAUAUGCAGUGGUGCGUCAACGAGCAGUGCGCCGAGAUGGCCGAGUGUGAUACCUAUGUCCCCUUUGUGCAGCAGAAUAAGCCCGUCUUUCAUAUUGAGUAUCCUAAGGACGAUGGGGAUAGUGGGGCGGUGGCUGUCGCUGCUGCGAAGAAGACUAGUGCUUGCGAGUUUCAAGAUUCCGCGUUGUUUUCGACUGUCUUGAAGAAUAUGAAUCUUGAUGCGUGGGUCGAGUUGUGCUAGUUGUGGGUGUUCUUCCACGG
Messenger RNA from Aspergillus homomorphus CBS 101889, 845 nucleotides. RefSeq names its product endo alpha-1,4 polygalactosaminidase. The coding region runs from base 1 to 825 and encodes 274 amino acids. Lineage: Eukaryota; Fungi; Ascomycota; Eurotiomycetes; Eurotiales; Aspergillaceae. The transcript has 2 exons. The record is from RefSeq and is a predicted model, not a curated record.